AUGAGCAAAGAUACCAUCCAAUUCCGUGUCGCGACUACCGACGAUGCGCCGCAGCUUCAAGGAAUGGUUCAAUCAGCAUUCCGCGCCGUGGAUGUUAGACAGAAUUGGACAGCCGACAUGGAAUUAAACGCGCGUUUCCGUAUCGAUACCCAGGAGAUCGUGGAUAAGAUUACUAAUCCCGAUAGCGCGAUCCUGAUCGCCACCGACGUCGAUGAUGCCGCGAUGGCGUGCUGUCAGGUUGUGAAGCGCAAUGCUGACCUCGCGCGCUUCGCUAUGUUUGCCGUUGAUCAGCAGUAUCAACGACGCGGGCUUGGAAGGUAUAUCCUGGCGUAUGUGGAGGAUUAUUGCAGGCAGACGUUAGGGGCUAGGAGACUCGAUUUGGAUGCGCUUUCGACGAGGGAGGAACUUAUCGCGUGGUAUGAACGUUGUGGUUACGUGAAGACGGGUGAGACGACGCCGUUUCCUUAUGAGAGGAUUCAGGGUAUUGCUCUGGCUGAGGGUCUGCGGUUUAUCAUUUUGGAGAAGGAUCUUAUCGCCGAUAGUGAGGUUAAAGCUGUUUAA
Molecule: messenger RNA, 561 nt
Organism: Hypoxylon trugodes
Lineage: Eukaryota; Fungi; Ascomycota; Sordariomycetes; Xylariales; Hypoxylaceae
Product: acyl-CoA N-acyltransferase
Exons: 1
Coding region: 1-561 (186 amino acids)
Molecular function (GO): acyltransferase activity, transferring groups other than amino-acyl groups
Source: RefSeq, a predicted model, not a curated record